GAAAUAAAAAAUCAGUGUUAAGUGUUAUACUUUCAUUACCAUCACGAUAGAAAAUUCAUAACCAAAUUCAUUGUGCACUAGGACAUAGCAACUGUGGCUUCAUGAUAAUAGCAGGUGCUUUAUACAUCUUGUGUACAACAUUAGUUGAAUAACAAUUAUACAUUAUUAAUAUCACACAGAAUGACUGAAAACAUGGGUAUUGGUGAUACUCUUGGUGGGGAGGUUGGGGAUUUACCUUCCAGUAUAACUAUCUCUAAAUUCAGUGCAGCACGACGUAGAGAAAUUGAGGUAUUGGAAAAAGCCCUUUCUACAUCAUCUUCUAUCAAGCUAGCAUUCCAGAAACUUCCAAAACAUAUGCGAAGGAGAGCAAUGUCUCACAAUGUUAAAAGGCUGCCAAGGCGUUUGAGAGAAAUUCAUUUGAGUCAAAUGAAAAAAUCAGGGUUACCUCCAAAACAAAAACGACCAUCAAGAAAAUAUAAGCGUAGACCUAACAACUUGACAAGUGAUUAUAUGAGAAGGCAACAUGGAGUUGCUUGGUUGAAUACCCACAUAUGGCAUGCUAAGAGAUUUCAUAUGGUUAGGAAGUGGGGCUUCAAAUUACCUUUAUCACCUUGUGAUAGAUCAUUUAGGGCUUGUUAUAGAGCUACAGUGAAACAUUGUUUACUGCAAGAUAUUUCAUACUAUAGCUGUAUUGAAAUAAGUGGAUUGUUUAAUGAUAUUGUAAGUGGUUUUAGAAGAGUUACCAAGCCAUAUACUGGUUUAUCAGUAGCUGCAAAACCUUAUAUUAGUGGGUUAAGGGAAGGCAAAAUCACUUUAUUUUAUGUUGAAAGUGAAAAGCCAAUAGGGGUAGUGAACUUUCAGUGGAGACCUACUAAUAGUAAAACAGAAAGAUGCCAAUUAUGGCUAUGGAUUCAUGCUGCAUACUAUGAAGAAUCCUUAAAAACGUUGAUUAGUUGUUUUAAUCUCCAGCAGAUGGAUACCAGUUCAACCAACAUAAAAACCUAUUCAAGCCAAAUUAUCCAACUGAAACUGUUGAAAUGGGAACUGAGUAGGUUCAAAUUGACAGGACCACUUUCUACUUCAAUUCUUCAAAAUGCAUUCAAAUUAGUAAACACUAAUAAAAUAAAUCCAGAGUGGUUCCAUGAAUUUGUAAAACAAACUGAUGGAAAAGUGAUUCCAUCACCAGAUGAUAAAUGGCAGAGCUUAAAGAAUAAUAUGUCACCAUCUGACCUAUCCCCUCAUAUAAUUUUGCCAUUAAAUAUAGUAGAUCCAAGACUAAAUUUCCCUAAGAAACGAACCAAAGCACUACCAUUUUUUGAUCCAUCAUGCAACAGUGAUAUUCCUAUGGAAAAUGUAGGAUAUGAUAGUAUUCUCUGGAGUGAUGAAAUGCGAAACAUUGUUAGACAGUCAAAGAUAUCAAAUGCAGAAGUAAUUGAGCUGAGAAGAAAUCUAUUAGUUCCUGGAUCUGACUUUGAAGAAACUGGUGUUCCAGUGCCUAUUAUUUUGGUGCAGAGGCCUGGAAAAAAAGGAACAAAUUUCAUAGGAUAUGGUAGUGGUUGGGAUAUAAUUAUCCCCUCAGCCUGGGCACAGCCACUUUGGCUGUGCCUUAUCAUGUGGGGUGCAAGGAGUGGUGGUCUCAAAGAAUUAAAUUCCAUUGAUUUCGAGUCCAGUUAUCAGUACUUGUUGUAUCCUGAUACAGCAGCUGGAAGGGAAGAAGAAAAUUGCAGGUCUGAGGAGUGCAGAGAGAAGUUUUUCAGAUUACCUCCAAACAAAAGAACAAAUUAUAGAAAAUUUGGCAUUUCAAGUCCUUUCAACUGGAACUGGAUGUUAUUAUUGAAUGAGUGGUCUAGUGGAACAGAAAUAACUGAGUUUUUUGUCCUGAGAGAUAAAGCCAAGCUGAGACUUAUUCAAAGAAAUUUGGCAGAUAAAUCAAAAACCAUUGAAUACCCUGAAAUACCUGGUAAUUUUCUGAUUCCAGUAAUCAUUGACUUAUCAAAUAAAGGCAGAUGCACACAGUUUGCUGUAAUAUGUCUUCCACAAGGAGAAGAUAUAAAAAAUGAACCAAUAGAACCAGAUACCCCAGAUUCUAAUGAAAAAUUAAGAAAAAAACUGAGGAGGGAACAUAAAAAAUUGUUGAAAACACUCAGAAAAAGAAGAAUUAGAGCAAAAAAUAAAGGAAAAGUAAUUCCUAUUGAUAAGGAUAUGUUGAAACACUACAGUACAGAGAUGAGGAAAUUAUGGAUUCCUGAAACAACAUUGUUAAGGCAUUCAUGUAGCAGGGAGGUUAUGGGGAUUGUCAAACAUGGAGAUUUCAGUUUCCUAUCAGGGAAAAGUAAAUCCAUAGGUUACAUUACUGUUGGGGCACUGUUCAAAUUGAUGGCUUCAAGAUAUAAGAAUAAAGUUUUAGUUAGGAAUACCAAUUCAAGGCAAUAUAGAAUUGGGACACUAGACAUUAUUUGUGAAUGAAUUCAUCUAUCAUGUUUCUGAUCUAUCAUGUUCCUGUUUAAGAUUUAAGAUAAUUUAACAAAUUGUGGAGAAUGAAGUGGGUGAAGUAGAAAGAUAUUUAUAUACAUUGUUAUAUUAGGUC
Messenger RNA from Phaedon cochleariae (mustard beetle), 2587 nucleotides. The record is from the annotation of a GenBank genome assembly. Lineage: Eukaryota; Metazoa; Arthropoda; Insecta; Coleoptera; Chrysomelidae.